Molecule: messenger RNA, 690 nt
Organism: Homarus americanus (American lobster)
Lineage: Eukaryota; Metazoa; Arthropoda; Malacostraca; Decapoda; Nephropidae
Exons: 2
Coding region: 1-690 (229 amino acids)
Source: RefSeq, a predicted model, not a curated record
AUGAAAGAAGUUAACAAAUCUCAAGGACUGUCACAACAAAGAACACUUAGUCAAUCCAGAGACAAUGUAUUGCCUUGUAUUUCGUGUCCUACACCGCUGCACAUCUGGCCUUGUGGCUGCUCGAGGAAACAUAACUUACAAAACCUUGAAACACCUGUACUAGUAGCUACUUACCCUGAACAAACACCUGUAUCAGUAGCUACUUACCCUGAACAAACACCUGUACCAAUAGCUACUUACCCUGAACAAACACCUGUAUCAGUAGCUACUUACCCUGAACAAACACCUGUACCAAUAGCUACUUACCCUGAACAAACACCUGUACCAGUAGCUACUUACCCUGAACAAACACCUGUACCAAUAGCUACUUACCCUGAACAAACACCUGUACCAGUAGCUACUUACCCUGAACAAACACCUGUAUCAGUAGCUACUUACCCUGAACAAACACCUGUACCAGUAGCUACUUACCCUGAACAAACACCUAUACCAGUAGCUACUUACCCUGAACAAACACCUGUACCAGUAGCUACUUACCCUGAACAAACACCUUUAUCAGUAGCUACUUACCCUGAACAAACACCUGUACCAGUAGCUACUUACCCUGAACAAACACCUUUAUCAGUAGCUACUUACCCUGAACAAACACCUAUACCAGUAGCUACUUACCCUGGACAAACACAACUGUAA